Molecule: messenger RNA, 297 nt
Organism: Ostertagia ostertagi
Lineage: Eukaryota; Metazoa; Nematoda; Chromadorea; Rhabditida; Trichostrongylidae
Source: the annotation of a GenBank genome assembly
AUGGUCUUGUUUUCAGCUUUGAUAGCUCGCACUCAUAUUCCUUACAAGGACAUCGACCACAUAAUUUGUGGCACUGUGAUUCAAGAGUGCAAGACAAGCAAUGUCGCCAGAGAAGCUGCGCUGCAGGCUGGAAUACCCGACAAGAUUCCUGCCCAUACUGUCACAUUGGCUUGCAUCUCCUCCAACGUAGCGAUGACGACCGGCAUGGGAAUGCUUGCUACUGGCAAUGCGAAAGCAGUCAUUGCUGGUGGUGUAGAGCUCCUUUCAGAUGUGCCAAUCAGAUACAAUAGAAAGUAA